UUCAGGGACCCCUGUGCAAUGGCACACAACAUACUUGCCAACCCUGCUUACAAGGAUGAGAUUGACUAUUAUUGCUUGGGAUAUCACUCAUAUUCUGUCAAGGACACCAUAUCAGAAGUUCCAGAAACACGUGGAUCUUCUUUAGUCCCAAUUAUUCUUGGUAGUGACAAGACCACUGUCUCUGUGGGCACUGGUAAUAAUGAAUACUACCCCCUCUAUGCCUUGAUUGGUAACAUAUGCAACAAUGUAUGGCAUGCACACUGCAAUGCCCUCAGAAUCAUUGGUUUCCUUGCCAUUCCUAAAAGUAUGUAUGUUCAUAUUUGA
This is a messenger RNA of Suillus subaureus, 324 nucleotides long. RefSeq lists its product as uncharacterized. The transcript has 2 exons. The record is from RefSeq and is a predicted model, not a curated record. The annotation marks the transcript as partial. Lineage: Eukaryota; Fungi; Basidiomycota; Agaricomycetes; Boletales; Suillaceae.